Molecule: messenger RNA, 3865 nt
Organism: Myzus persicae (green peach aphid)
Lineage: Eukaryota; Metazoa; Arthropoda; Insecta; Hemiptera; Aphididae
Exons: 21
Biological process (GO): proteolysis
Molecular function (GO): calcium-dependent cysteine-type endopeptidase activity
Source: RefSeq, a predicted model, not a curated record
GAUGGGCCUGAUUCAUAAUGACUUAUAAUGAUUCUAUGUUCUUACCGCCUUGGAAUUCAUGGUCAAAUGAUUUCAUUAACACUGAAAAUUGGGACGAAUACAACGAUCAACCUGUAUUUAAACACCCCGGUGGCCAUGAAUGCCUACCAAUAGAAAUUGCUCAGAGUGUCAAACUAUGGAAAAGACCUGGCGAAAUAUUUAGCAUUGAUGGACUUACCGUCCAGCCUAAAGGAAAUGCAAGCGAUAUAGAUAAUUUAUUGACCACCAAUGAAUCACUAAUGAAUGUUAAAGUUUAUCGGUGGAUUCUGUAUCACAUUGUGUUGUAUACAACUCGAUUUAAAAAUAAGUGGCCACAACCAUGGCAUCCAUCUAGCGUGGUUUUUUCACGUUGCAAAGCUGAAGUAGCGUGGAAUAAAAAAUCAAAACCAGAGUAUAAUCCAUAUGGAAAAUAUUGGCUUAAAUUGUUUUACAUGGGAAAGUUUCGUAUGAUAUGCGUCAGCGAUCAUUUACCAAUAAGUGCCGAUGGCCGCAUUUUAUUGCCUCUAUGCGAAGACAGCAAAGUUCUUUGGUUACCAUUACUUGUCAAAGGACUGUUACGUAUUUACUCUCUGGCCGACGAUUUUGAUCAAUUCAAUACAAUAACAUGUCUCACUGGAUGGUCUUGUAUUCAAACAAAUUGCCAACUCAUUUCAAAAGAAAAUCUAUGGUCAUCGAUUUUAUCUCACUCUUCAAAUUCGGAUGUUGGGCAUUUAGAUUUAGACAGCAAAUCAAAAAAUAAAAAAAACCCUAAACAUAAGGAUUGUUUUCAAUUAACGACUACCGCAGGCACUCAAUGCCACCACGACGAAUUUAUGUCAAUUUAUGGAUCAAAUCCCCCGAACUCAAUAGUUAUUGGGUUUAUAUUGUCACCAACUAUGUAUAAAGGGAAUAACCUUAAGCCAUUGGGCCGAUACUCGCAACCAAUGUUUUUGAAUUACGUCAAGAUGAUAAAGAAUAAAUCAUUACCAACUUGGAAAAAAUAUCGAUGGGCGAAAUGGGCAACUGACAAUAAUUUAAUCAGAAAACAUGAACUAAAUGAUUUUAUGAGAUUGAUAAAUGUAUGCGCACCAUGCUCGGCCAUAUUAAAUCAAUCGUCUCCACUGAUGAAAGUCCUAAAUAAACAUAAAUCCAAUGGACAAGACAGUGAAUACGAGCUUGAUUUUUCAUAUCUAAAACCUUUUACUACAUGUGUGCAAUUUUACAUCAAAAAAUACCAAUCGUUUCGAUUUAUUAAGUCAGUCGUCUUUGAAAACGAAGAUAGUCCGGAAAACGAUAUUUAUCAGUCUACAAACAAUCAAUGCUGCGCAUAUUUACAUUUCGAGUCACCGUAUUGCCAGGCUAUGCUUUUCACAUUAUCAGUGUGCAAAAACUAUACAAUCCAUAACGGUAAUAUUGAACUAGACGCGCCUUCAAAUCGCUAUGUAAUUGAUUGUCCAUAUAUUAACGUGGAACAAUUUCUCUGGUACGAGACGAAACUUCCGACACCGCUGUCUGCCAUUCGCACAAGAGGAGUGUCAUACGUCGUGAUAAAUUUUAAACCUGGAAUUAACGUGUUGAAAAUAUGGGGUGAACUGCCGGCCAAGUAUUCGCUGACAAUCGAAUCGACAGUAGACUUCUCCCUCCUCAAUACGGUGAAAACCGUUUACGAAAAACUCACCAAUCGACCCAAAUCGCUGACGGCCUUACUAGUGCCUUUAAAACAAACGUUUUCACAACUAUGUACCACGGAGCCAAAUACAGGUGACCGUGGACAAAGCUUACUAAGAUUUUACUCUAUGUUUAUACCACCCUCCAUUAAAAACGAAACCGAAUUGGAGAAGAUUGAAAGAUUAUCGAAUAUUUCGAAAACAAUUCAAUCGGCCAUGGUAAACAUUAUAGAGAGUAAGUCUCCUAAUGACCCAAACCCUUCGGCAGAAUUAUACACGGAAUUACAAGAAUUAUUACAAAACAAAUCAUUGGGACUAAAACAGAUUUCAGCAUUAGGUUUAAAAAAUAAAGCCAUACAUAAACCGAAAUCUGCUUCAAGUCCGAAAAAAAUAAAAACCGAAAAGUCUAUAGUAAUAAAAAAAUCUGUUGUCAAAUCUAGAAUAGGCCAUGGUAAAAGUCCCACGUCAGUUUCGUCUAGACCGCAAAGCAGUAAACCAACGGCAUCAAAAAUUGUUUAUGCAAAUAUGUUUGAAGUAUUAUGCAAUGUAUUGCAUUCUGGCGAGAUUGACUUGGAUGAAUAUCAUUUUAAAAAUGAUUUAUUUAAUUAUGUGGUUAAUGUUCAUUUUGAUGAGCAUACUGCAAAACCUAUCGAUACGCUGUUAUUGUUUCGUCUAGAACUAAAUACACAUUCGAAAUCAGAAUUGGUGCCAACAGUUAUAAAAUUUUCAUACAAAAAUAGCGACAAUUUCAAUAUUAAUUUAACUUUGAUCAACAACGAUACUCAAAUGGAAGUCAUACCAAUGAACAUUGACAUGAGUAUGUAUAUGGUUAGUAAUACUUCUAAGGGAUACUCGCUAAUAGGAUGGACUUCAGAAAAAAACCUAGAUUUAAAAAAUGUUAGUUAUAAACUUGAUUUAUUUGGACGACCGUAUGAGAUCUUACACUCAUGCGGAACGCAAAAGGAUUAUAGCUUACAGAAAUACAACACAACGGUGUGUGAUCAUAUUAAUACGCCCGAUUUUGUUAAUAAGCAUGUGAAAAAUAGGUUUUACAAGCCUAAUGCUGAGAACCUAUUGGCUAGGGCGAUUCUUAACGUUGAAAAAGCAGCUUUGUACACAAUAUACUGUCAUCUAGAACACCUAGAUGAUGUAAUGAUGGAAAUUCGAGUAGUAGACGUAAAUCUCACUGACGAUAUUUCUACAGUAUUUGCAUCGUAUCGUACACGCGGAAAAACAGCAUUUAUCCCAGCUAUAUUUUUAGAUCCACAUCCCACCAAUAAUUCACAAAUUCAGAUUAAGAAUUCUAAUAAUUCAGGUACUUAAAAUAAAUUGUCUGAAAACUCGACAAGUAUAGUAUUUGUAAUCGAGGUUAUUUUAAUCAAGAAUAUCGACAUCGAUUACAUUAAUAUACUAAAUGAUACAAAUCAAUAUGAUUGGACAAUUUCGUGCACUUACGAUAAGAAACUCACAGGUAUUACACUCGAAUCAAAUGUUGUAGAUUAUAAUUUCCAUUUUAUCAGUUCAAUACCGCAUCAAAUUCAACCACCUACUAUUUUACAGAAAUCGACAGCCGUAUCUAGUUCAAAUGUUACCAAUCAAAUUGAUAGUUUAAAGCCAAAUUUGGAUUACCAUACACUGUUUGAAUUCAUGAUAGCCCGUCAAGAUAUAAUCAAAGAAAAAUUGGUGGAUAAUGAUUCGAAUGAAUCAUUAACGGAUAAGUCAAUUGCACUUUUAAAUAAAAUAAAAGAAAUAACUACUCUGCAAGAUACUACCAUAAAAAUUUUAAAUUCAACCAUGGAUAAUAAAACUGAAAGCCGUCAUAAUUUGGUGGAUGUAUUAAGCAAACAAGUCUUAAGUUUACUUCAACUUCAACGUAAAUCGACUAUGAACGUACAGAAAUCAAGGAUGAUGAAAAAGAAGUCACGUGCUUAAUAGAUAUAACAAAUCAAAUUGAAAUAUUAAUCUGAAAUAUAAUUUAGUGAACCAUUUGUAUAUUUCAAGUAAUCAAAUGCCGUAAUCAUACUAGCAAUUACCACAUUUAUUUUGCUAUUUUUCUUGUUUUUCUACCUACAUAAAAUACAAGUAGCAUAAUAUUCUAAUCAUCAUUGUUUUAGAACCUAUUUAAAAAAGAUAUAAUACAACCAUAUUCUUAUAGAUAUAGGCCAUUAAAUGUGGAUAAG